This is a messenger RNA of Daktulosphaira vitifoliae (grape phylloxera), 1492 nucleotides long. RefSeq names its product 33 kDa inner dynein arm light chain, axonemal-like. Gene Ontology annotation, molecular function: dynein heavy chain binding. The transcript is spliced from 5 exons. Gene Ontology annotation, cellular component: axoneme. Bases 247 to 1071 code for a protein of 274 amino acids. The record is from RefSeq and is a predicted model, not a curated record. Lineage: Eukaryota; Metazoa; Arthropoda; Insecta; Hemiptera; Phylloxeridae.
AAAGAUAUUAGAAAAAAUUGCAUAAAUAUAAUAUAUUUAAACAAAUAGUGCGCAUCAUAACUGUACUAAAAUAAUAAUGUACCGUGUUUUUACAGAACUUAAAUAGUCAAACCAAAUAAAAGUAUUAGCAUUUCAUCAUUUUGUAUAUCUUUUAUUGAUAGUUUAUCUUAAAAAGUAAUUUAAUAUAAUAUGUGUUAACAAGUAAUUAAUAUUAAUCUGGCAUAAAUAAAUCUAAUUUUACUGGUUAUGAGAGUUUAUUAUUCAACAAUAAAAGUUUUUUUAUAUGAUAAAUUACUACAUUUGUUAAAGAUGGCUUACAUUGAACCAGAUAAACCACAAAAUAUUUGCUUUUUACAAUGGAAUAUUGCUAAAGAGGUGAUUGAUGAUAAUAUUACUCUCGAUUAUGAAAGUGACUCUGAUUCAAAAGACAAUGUGAGAUCCGAUAGUCGUCUAGCCUUUGUAGACAAAAUAUUUCCACCCAGAGAGUGGAUGGUAAAAAAUGAACUUGGCGAGAAAAAAUGGAGGCAGACUAUAUCAAAAAAAUUGCCAACUAGAGUUGACAUAGCUAAUACAAAUACAAUGAUUAAAGUGUACGAAGAAUUCUACGGUGUUCGAAAAAAAGGAAUAUGCGAUUUAAGAAGCGCCUUGUAUGUUUCCUAUUUUGAUGAAGCUUUGAGACAUAUUGCUUUAAUCGAUGAAACGUUGGGAGAACUUUUGUAUAUUAUCCGAGAAGACCUCAGAAAUACUGUAAUCACUUACCAAAUAUUGCAUGAUAAAACUUUGUCUUACAAGGGAAUGUACAUAGAACAAUCGUUGUAUGAGCAAGAAAUGGUACAAGAGAUUGAAAGAUUGACUAAAGUUAAUGACGAAUAUGAGUUAAAAAUUGAAAAAAUGAAAGCAGAACUAAAAAAAUUUCGCGAGAAUACUCAAGUGCGUAAUGCUCAUACUUUGGAAAAGCAUCAAGUAUCUGUAAAAGCGUUAACACGAUCUGUAAAUCAAUUGACAGACCAGUUGAACACUUUGAUGCCUUUACUUAAAGUCGGAGAAAAACCGGAUACGACCAAUUCCUAAUAUGAAAACUUAAGUCAACAAACGCCAGUCGUUCAUUUAGUUCAAUAAGAAGUUUAACACAAUACAAUUAUGGCGAUUUUCAUAGGUUUUCCUAUUUGAUAUAUAGAUUUUGCUAUGUCCUUUAAACGACAAUGAUGUGCACUUUUUUUAUUUUUUUUUCGUAAAAGAGAUAAUUUAACAGGGAGAGAAAAUAAAACAAAAACUAAAAAAUGUAUAAAGCAUCAGCAAUGCUUUACAAUGAUCAUACUUUUGUUUAACUCCGAUCUAUUUGUGUUUUAUAAAUCAAACAGUGAAUCUAGUUUCCUCAUUUUACAUUUUACAAGAAUGAAAAAUUUAACUGCUUAAACAUUGUUUAAAAUAAUAUUAAAUAUAAUAUAGUUGUAAAUAUAAUGAAUUAUUUAAUUGUGAUAAGUUAUCCAGU